This is a messenger RNA of Maniola jurtina (meadow brown), 1608 nucleotides long. RefSeq lists its product as uncharacterized. Gene Ontology annotation, biological process: DNA integration. Gene Ontology annotation, molecular function: nucleic acid binding. Bases 1 to 1608 code for a protein of 535 amino acids. Lineage: Eukaryota; Metazoa; Arthropoda; Insecta; Lepidoptera; Nymphalidae. The transcript has a single exon. The record is from RefSeq and is a predicted model, not a curated record.
AUGGUGGCUAGCCGUAUGCAGCGCUGGGCUAUUAUUUUAUCCGCGUACACAUUCGAUAUCGAGUACGUGCGUACCGAUAAGAACGGGGCGGACGGUUUGUCGAGGUUACCGAUGACAGGUAAACAACUCGCGGCUCGGCAGGUACCGGAGCAGACUUACUUACACUUUAUACAGGAAGCUUUGCUGUUAGAUUACAAUGAGAUAAAAAAACAUACGACUAGGGACCCAGAUUUAUCGAAAAUACUUAGUUACUUACGGGACGGUUGGCCCACGGAGAAUAGUAUUACUAAUUUGCAACCUUAUUUUAAUCGCAAAAAUGAGUUAUAUGAAGAGCUGGGAUGCGUGAUGUGGGGUCAUAGGUUAGUGGUUCCGGAGACGUGUAGGGAUAGAGUGUUGAAAAUGAUUCAUGAGCCUCACAUGGGAAUAGUGAAAUCUAAGUCUUUAGCACGCAGUUACGUUUGGUGGCCUUCGUUAGACGAGUCUAUACAACGUGUAUGCCAAGGAUGCGAGGUAUGCGCGGCGCAGGCGGACGCGCCGCCGAAGCAAGCCGUACGUAUGUGGCCGUGGCCUAACAGACCUUGGUCACGGAUCCACCUGGAUUUCAUGGGCCCUAUUUUUGGAAAAACGUAUUUAGUGAUCGUAGAUGCAACGUCUAAAUGGAUAGAAGUAUUCCAGGUGCCGAAUACGGCGUCUACGGUAGUUAUUGACAGACUUACGGAGUUAUUCAGUAGAUUCGGGUUAGCUAAACAGAUAAUAACAGACAAUGCGAGCUAUUUCGCCAGCACGGAGUUUAGGAAUUUUACACAAAGUAACGGGAUCGAGCAUAUUUUUACGGCUCCGUACCACCCCGCCUCGAACGGUUUAGCGGAAAACGCAGUGAGAACACUAAAACGCGUGAUUAAGAAAGCGGUGUCAGAGAGACAGAACGUAGACAGGGCUCUCUGGACCUUUUUGAUGCAUUAUAGGAAUACGGAACAUUCGACCACCGGGGAGUGCCCCGCCAUGUUGCUGUUAGGUAGGCGGCUUCGGACCAAACUAGACGCUUUAAAACCGGAUAGGGAGAGGAAAGUAGCUAAGGUACAGCAACAUCAAAGAGAAAUGGCGAAAGGAGUAGAAAGGGAGGUAAACCCAGAGGAUGAAGUGUGGUAUAGGCAGUAUCUUAAGAGAGAAAAGUGGGUCCCGGGUCAGGUCGUGGAAUGUACCGGUCCAAGCAAUUAUAAAGUCAGAGGUCAGGAUGGAGACUUAGUUCAUAGGCACAUCGAUCAGCUUAAGAAACGGUCCACCAGGUUUUCUCUCGCUUGUCCUACUACAAGCUUAAAUCAGGAGUCUAGCACAGAUCCUCAAUCGCCGGCGGCUUUAUCGGAGCAGGUCCAGCCGGAGCGGUCCACACGAGGUGACAUUGAAGCGCCAGUUACACCGGGUAGCUCGACAGGGUCAGAUAAGGUCCAUACGAAUACUCCGGCUUCACCGGAGUUCCAAGAUGCCGUGGAGAGUAACGAGUCUCCGGCUCAGACCCGCCGCCGCAGUACCUCACCGGCUCACGCAAUAACGCCGGAGCCGCGUCCACUGAGACAAUGUAGAAUAAGGAAACCUUUUAAUAAACUUUGA